Messenger RNA from Acanthochromis polyacanthus (spiny chromis), 2563 nucleotides. It is a transcript of the gene klhl6, whose product is annotated as kelch-like family member 6. The transcript has 7 exons. The record is from RefSeq and is a predicted model, not a curated record. The coding region runs from base 184 to 2010 and encodes 608 amino acids. NCBI's taxonomy places the organism in Eukaryota, Metazoa, Chordata, Actinopteri, Pomacentridae. Gene Ontology annotation, molecular function: protein binding.
AUAGGAAGUAUGAAGAGGACAGGAAAAAAACAAAUCCACAUCUCAAAGCAGCAGAGCUGUUGCAAGCAUAAACCACAAGGGUUUGUUUUCUGUUUUUUUUGUUUCUUUUUACCAGCACAGGUGCUUCUAAAGCAGCUGUACGCUGCAGGAAACUGAGCUUGUGAAGAGCUUUAGCUGUUAAAGAUGAGUGACUCGCUGGAGAGGACCACAGACUGUCCCUUGUCACUUCUUGGAGAUGAGUCCGGUCUGAAUGACGACAAAGGGAGUGCAGCAGUAGCAAGUGAGUUAAGUUGGGAAGAUGGAGGUCUGCCUGUGGAGCUGCAGAGAGGAAUGGAGAACCUACGAGUCAACAGAGAACUCACUGAUGUGACCCUGUGUGUUCAGGGACAUGACUUCCAUUGCCACAGGGCCAUUCUCGCUGCGGCCAGUCAGUAUUUCAGGGCAAUGUUUUGCAGUGGUCUCAAGGAGAGCCAUGAAGAGCGAGUGGAAAUUAAAGGGUUGGACAGCGGGACGAUGCGGUCUCUCCUGGAGUACACCUACACCAGCCGAGUCCUCCUCACACACUCAAACGUCCAGAGAAUACUCGAGGCUGCCAGUCAAUUUCAGUUCCUCCGUGUGGUAGAUGCGUGCGCCAGCUUUCUGACCAAGUCUAUGCAGCUAGAGACCUGUGUUGGGAUCCUGACUCUGGCUGACAGUCACGCUCUUUCAGCCUUGAGGACCAGAGCUCAGGACUACAUCACCACCCAGUUCUCUCAGGUAGUCCAGCAGCAGGACUUCCUGGAGGUGCCGGUGGAGUCUCUGGAGACUGUCCUGCAGAGGGACGACCUUGAUGUAAAGUGUGAGGAGUGUGUCUUUGAAGCGGUGAUGCGCUGGGUGAGAGCCCAGCAGGAAGAACGAUACCAACAGCUGGUCAGGCUGCUUUCACAUGUGAGACUUCCACUGAUGGAGCCGGCAUAUUUUGUGGAAAAAGUGGAGUCAGAUGAGCUGAUACGCCGCUGCAGUGAAGCUUUUCCUUUGUUGCAAGAGGCACGAACCUUCCAUCUCUCUGGCAGGGAGGUGGUCUCAGAACGGACCAAACCACGCGUGAACCACUUUCUAUCCGAGGUAUUCCUGAUAAUAGGAGGCUGCACUAAAGAUGAGCGCUUCAUUUCCACCGUCACCUGUUUGGAUCCUCUCAGACGCAGCCGCCUGGAGGUCGCCAGGCUGCCGAUGACAGAGAUAGAGGAUGAGUCUCAAAACAGAAAAUGGGUGGAAUUUGCUUGCAUCACCUUCCACAACGAAGUGUAUAUAUCUGGAGGUAAAGAGACGCAGCAUGACGUCUGGAAAUAUAAUGGCGCCCUGGACAAGUGGAUACAAAUCGAGCCUCUGUCAACUGGGCGCUGGAGACACAAAAUGGCAGUUCAUGGUGGGAAAGUGUACGCACUGGGUGGAUUUGACGGAGUUCAGAGACUCGCUAGUGUGGAGGCCUAUGAUCCUUUUCACAAUCGCUGGAUGCAGGUGACGCCUCUUGCGGUGGGUGUGAGCUCCUUUGCUGCUGCAAGCUUUGACAGAUGGAUCUAUGUGAUUGGUGGCGGGCCAAAUGGAAAGCUGGCCACCGAUAAGGUUCAAUGCUGGGAACCAGGAACAGACUGCUGGCAACUGCGGGCGCCCAUUCCCAUUGAAACCAAAUGCACAAACGCAGUUAUGUUCAAGAGCUGCAUUUAUAUAGUUGGUGGUGCCAUGCAUGCCAUGUACUGCUACUCUCCUUUGUCCGACUCCUGGACUCUUGUGACCCGUCUGGGAGAAAGGGCAAGUUGCGCCAUCGCUGCUUGUAACAACAAACUUUUCAUCACUGGAGGAAGAGAUAACAAAAACCAAGUCAUCUCCACAGUGAUGUGCUGGGAUGUCGACAGAGGGGUGUUGACAGAAGAGUGCGUUUUGCCGAUGGGGGUGUCGCACCACGGCAGCGUGACACUCAUGAAGUCCUACACACACAUUCACAGAAUAACACCUCUGCCAGAGGGCCAGUGACACACUUCUGGGAACAGGACUUCACUGUUGCUGAGAACUGAGACAUGGGAAGUUAAGAUGCCUUUAAAGAGAAGAAAACUGUAUUUGCACACAUUCUAUUGCUCAUUUUAUGUGAGUUGGCACUGUGAGGAGCAAAUGUAAGGAAACUAAAAUUUUGAAAACUUUAUUUUUAUACAGGGUUGCGCUUUAUUUUUUUCAAAAAUGUAAAAACAGCUUUUCUUUCUCUCCAUUUUUGGCUUCGUAGAAUAAACUUAACUUCACAUUUUCAGUACCACAGUCAAGCAGUAAUGCCACAAUAAUACAAAAGCAAAAAUAACUUGAAACAAAAUGAGUUCAGCAACAAUUUUAAAAAGUUGAAUCAGCAAUCUACAGCAGCAACAACAUUUUUGCACUUUAUUACAAUUUAAUUAACAUGUGAGUUAUCGGCUUCUACAGUAACAUGAAACUUGAAAAAUCCAGUUGGACUAUAAUGUUAUUUACAGAAUGUAGUGAUUUUGAAAUGUUGUUGAUGUACAUAUUACUAAAUAAAAACACUGUCAAGCAAACUGCCAAA